AUGUACGAUAAAAAGGACUUCAAGAAAUUGACAGAAAUAUUGAAAUCUAACAAAAAAACACUGAACUCAUUGAAAAAUCACUGGAAGCAGGAGCAGUCUGCACUCAAUAUACCAAGAAGUAAUCAGUGUGAUGAACGUGCACUCAAAGUUAUACAGGAACUGUACAUUGUUGUGGGGGAGUACGAGGUGCAGGUGUAUGACCAACUGGUGAUGUCUGGCAACACUGCCGUGCUGAGGUGCGCCGUACCUUCUUACGUGAGGGAGCACGUGACUGUUACUUCCUGGCUGCACGACAACACCUUCAACAUUUACCCUUCUCUGCACGGUGAUGGCAAGUAUCACAUGACUAGCGAGGGAGAGCUUCACGUGCUGGAAGUUGGUCCUCAAGAUGGUCUCUCCAAGUUCCAGUGUCGCACCCUGCACCAGCUGACUGGCAGUAGCCAGCUGUCCCGCACCCCAGCUAGAAUCAUUAUCACAGAGGCACAAGGGUCAGUGCCACCAAGGAUGAGUGAGCGAACAAGUCGUGUGGUAGUGCCAGCUGGUGCCAGAGUGACCCUUCCUUGUGUGGCCCAGGGCCACCCUCCUCCCCACUACAUGUGGUACAAGGGGUCACGUGCACUAGGUGGCAGCAGUGGGAUGUGGAUGGUGGGCGGGUCACUAGUACUGGGGCGUGUGGGCGUGGAUGACUCUGCCCAGUACACCUGUGUGGCCAAUAACACAGCUGGUGAGACCAGGUACUCUGCCCACCUGCUAGUCACUCUUCCAAUCUCUGUCCAGGUGACGCCGCGGGAGGUGCAGGUAGACGCUGGGGGUCGACUGGAGCUGAGGUGUCACGUCUCAGGUGAACCUGUCGACACCGUCACCUGGUAUAAGGACGGCACCGUGCUCAGGUGA
Molecule: messenger RNA, 894 nt
Organism: Cherax quadricarinatus
Lineage: Eukaryota; Metazoa; Arthropoda; Malacostraca; Decapoda; Parastacidae
Source: RefSeq, a predicted model, not a curated record